UCCAUCUCACACGAACACCCUCUCUUCUCUCCCUUCCCCCUCUCGCUCUCCCCCUCUCCUUCACCUCUCCCCUCUCCUCCCUCUCUAAGCUCGAAUCCCUAUCGGCGGCGGCGGAGGUGGCGGCAUCAUCGGCGUCGUCGUCUCCGGCGGAGGAGCUCUCGGCGGCGGACGAGUGGCUGAGGAAGCUCUCGGUGGUGGCAUCUAGGUUCCUGCGGAAUUUCGCGUUCACCAUAAACUGAAUCGACGAAUUUCGCGUUUACGCUUGCGCUCACGAAGCAGAGAAGUUCCAGAACCUUCUCGAAGCCAUCAAAGCAUUCGAUUCCACCAUCCAUGAGAUUGCUUCGAUAUCAGACAACAAGGUAAUCAAGAAAUUCUUCGUGGAUACCAUGAAGGAACUAUUGGAGGUGACUCAAGAAGCAAUAAAGUCAAAGCAGAUUGAUGAUUCCAGUUCAAUGCAAAUUGACACCUUGUCCAGCUCGAAAAUUAUGAGGAGGAUUCAUUCAAACAAAGGAAGAGGGACAUUGUUAGCUCCUUUCUCACAGAAAUAUUGCUAUCUUUAAAGGAGGCUAAUUUAGGUUUUAUAAAAGUUCUGAUGGCCAAAUCCAAAGCUAAAGGGUUGCAAGAGCACCUGACAUGGUCGAGGGAUUGUUCAAGUGGCAAGAUGAUACGAAGAAUCACUUUAAAGCCAAGAUCAAGUUGCUUCUUGAGCUGCUGAUCAGGAAAUGUGGUUUGGAUGCUGUUAAAGCAGUUAUGCCUGAAGAACAUAUGAAACUGCUAACCAACAUAAGGAAGAUUAAGGACCGAAAAGAACGGAAGGCCAAAUCUUCAGACGAUGGAGAGUUGUUUACAGCAAGAACAAGUAUCUCAAGGUGGUCGGUGUUCCUGGUAGCUUCGAAAUUCCUGUCGUUGCUCAGCAGCUGGGAAAGUCAGGAGAUCAUCUGGAAGAUUAGUAGUACAAGCUCUAUGCCCAUUGAAGAUAACAAUGGUGUUGAUAAGUAUGAAACCAAGCACUUAGGAAGGGAAGAUUUUUCAAGAGCUUUGGAACGAUCAAAGAAAAGAAAUGCUUCUACACUUGGUACCCCAAAAUUGCCUCUCAUGCACAAACAUUUAUUUUCAUCUGGAUUGCGCAAGCGAUCAGGCGUUUUGCUUUAUGGACCACCAGGGACAGGGAAGGGAUGGCCUUUUUGACCUCGACCUUCUUAUCCGGCCUCAUCUCAUGGACCUGAUUCUUCAACACUUCGUCGGCUGACUCCUCGGUCUCGAAGGUGACGAAUCCGAAGCCCCGAGGUCGGCUGUUGUUCUUGUCUGUCCGUAUAAGAGCAUUAGUUAUCGGACCAAACUUUUCGAAAUAAGCCCGGAAUUCGUCAUCUGUGAUAUCUUUUGGUAAACCGCCGACGAAAAUCUUUUUAUCGUUUGAAACGUUGGCGUUUUCUUUAAGUUCGGCCUGUUUCACAUCAACCUGAAAAGAAAAAUAUGAUAAUAUAAAUAUGAAAACCAGGUAUAGUUCGCAUAUGUAAUAUCUUAAAAUUUUAAAAGAAAAUAUUUGUAUACUGGUCUAAGCAAUAAUGAUAUUAGACGAUAUAUCUACAUUAAAAUAAAGCCUUAAAUAAAGCAAACAAACUAGAUAUUUACCAAUAAAAAGCUGUAUAUUAUAAAAAAAUACUUUUUCACAAUAUUAGGCAUACAAAUAAAUUGACAUAAAUUAACAUGCAAAUUCGAAAAUAGUACUUUAAUGAGAAAAAUUGCGCAGCAAAAUAUGGAUUAGAAGUCCCAAUAAAUGCAAAUAGCAAACAUAAUUUUCUUUUCUAUGCAUACUAAAAAAAGAAAAAAAGUGUUAUAUAAAACAUAAAUCAUAUAUUUUUAUCGCCUACAUGUAAGAUAUCGUAUGCUUCAAUAGUCGCAAUUUGUUUAAUUUGCGCAAUAUUUUAUAUAUAAAUAUUUGGAAUUUCGUAGAAAGUAUAUAAGGAAUUCAAAUUUAAUUUUUAAGGUAUAUAUACAUGAGGAAUUUGCGAACAAGGUGCAAGUAAAAUAAUGUGAAACAAUACUUAACAAGUGCUAUAUAAAUAUGAAUUAAGUAGUGAAAUUUAGGACCUUGUGGCCAUCAAUGUUGUUGUUAUCCUUCUCAUCCAGAUUGAGGGCUCGGUGCGCCACCGCAGUGUCUUCAAUUUGUGGUGUCUUCGAAUGCGCUUCACUGUAUGCAUGCGGAAUAGCACUUGUCGGCCGAUUAUGGGAAGGCGUAUAAAGAGUACCCAAAGGAGGAGUAGGAGCACUGGAUACAUAUGGAGUCGUAGUUGUCGGCCGAUUAUAGAAAGAUGUAGAAGGAAUACCAUAUGGACUAAUAGAAGGAGCACCAUACGCAUAUGUAAUAACACUUAUUGGCCGAUUGUAGGAAGACGUAGGAGUACUGAAUGGAAUGGUAGGAGCACUGUAUGCAUGCGGAAUAGCACUUGCCGGCCAAUUAUAGGAAGGUGUAUAAAGAGUACUCAAUAGAGAAGGAGCACUGAAUAUAUAUGGAGUUGUAGUUGUCGGCCAAUUAUAGAAAGAUGUAGCAGGAACACCGUAUGGACUAAUAGAAAGAGCACCAUAUGCAUAUAUAGUAACACUUAUUGGCCGAUUGUAGGAAGACGUAUAAGGAGUAUCAAAUGGAGGGGUAGGAGCACUGUAUGCAUGCGGAAUAGCAAUCAUUGGCUGAUUGUAGGAAGGCGUAUAAAGAGCAUCAUACGGAGUAGUAGCAAUAGGUGUCGAAUCAGUAUACAGUGGCCUUGUUGGUAUAUAUGCAACACCACAGGCAUACGGAGCAGCGCUGCCGGUAGCGCCUGCCGACUCGUGCUGAGCUGCAUUUGCGACCAGAAAAGCUUCCUCCGUGGUGUAGAAAAGAUGUAACUUCUUCCUCAACACUUUCCGCAGCGAUUCAUCCCAUUUGAAGACAACAUAGCCCGAACCGUCGGGCCCAACGGCUGCUUCCGUCACCGUGCCAAAUUCCUCAAAAUAGGCUCUAAAUUGGCUGCUCGUCGUACCGGGCGGCAAAUUAUAUGCCUCGAUCCUCCUCUGUUGAAGCCAAAUGCUAAACCUACUUACCUCAACCUGAAAAUAGCACAGAUCAAAAGCAGAUGUAACAAAAACUAAAAGAAAAAAAAAAAAAAAGGAUCGGACACGAGUUAAUUCUUGAUUAGCAUAUAAUGUUACUGUCGAAUAAAAAAAAAUAAAGAUGGAUUUUUUUUUUUUUUAAAUACCCAUAUAAAUGUUCUUGAUACGCAUGCCUAUGCAAUAGAAACUAGAGAUCGUAUACUUAAUAUGAGUGUAGUGAUCAAGAAUAGUAAUUGAAUCAACUUUACAGAAAAACAUUACAAAGAGCAUUAAUAUAAAUACCGUAACCAACACAUAUACAAUUUUGAGUCACACAAUCGUAUACGUAGACAAGAGAUAACAACAACAAAAAGAGAGAGAGAGAGAGAGAGAGAGAGAAAAGAAACUAUAUAUGAAAUUAUUUGAUCGAGAGAUUAAUUAUAAUUAAUGGCGAAAAGAGAAAUAUAUAGAGGAGGACCAGUUUUCCGAGGAUGAUGUGGUUGUUCUUCUCCCGGCUAGCUGAGGCUCGCAUCGCGGAGGCUGAAUCGGCGAAGAAAAUGAAUGCUUGCUUGUCGUCUGAAUCCUGCGGCUCCCCGUGCGCAUCCUCCACCACCGCCAGUACCUGGCCAUACCGCCCGAAGUGGUUCUUGAGGUCCUCCUCGCUCGCGGAAAGCGGAACCCCCCGGACGGCGAUUUGCAUCCAAGGCGCCGCUCGAGGAGAUGCACACGAGGAAGAGGAAGAGGAAGAGGAAGAGGAAGAGGCCUCCUCCAUGUCCGCUACUAGAAAGAAGAUCUAGAGAAGCAAACAAGAAUUAAAGGAGAGAGAGAGAGAGAGAGAGAGAGAGAGAGAGAGAGAGAGAGGAUUUGGUCGGAGGAGGAGAGGUCGUUAAUUUGAGUCUUAUUUUUGGCGGGAGAGGUCGUUUGGGUUGUAUUUACAAGAGUGAAAUGCGUGGCUAGUCCAUGAACUAUCCUGGUAUUGCAAA
Molecule: messenger RNA, 4049 nt
Organism: Ananas comosus (pineapple)
Lineage: Eukaryota; Viridiplantae; Streptophyta; Magnoliopsida; Poales; Bromeliaceae
Product: peroxisome biogenesis protein 6-like
Exons: 9
Coding region: 634-1188 (184 amino acids)
Biological process (GO): riboflavin biosynthetic process
Cellular component (GO): riboflavin synthase complex
Source: RefSeq, a predicted model, not a curated record